AAAGAGGAGGGGAAGGAGGGGGCGAAGGGGGGUCUGAAACGAAAGCACCUAACCUUCCCUAACUGUCAACAUUAGUCACUUAUAUAUUGCUUAUUGCAACUUUCCCCCACAAACAAACAAAAUAAUUAACAAAGCUCAAGAAAAUGUCUCAUCAAACUGGUAUAAGAGCCAACCAAGAGCUGAAAUCUUUCUUUGGAAAAUGUAGAGAUGGAAAUAUUCGAGUAUUUAAAGUGUCAAUAGAUAAUGAACAGCUUAUCUUAGCAGGGGACGACAAAGUCAAAGGGAGUUGGGAAGAUGAUUAUGAGAGACUGAUUAUUCCAUUAAUAAGUGAAUCGCAACCAUGCUACAUUUUGUACAGGCUGGAUUCUAAAGAUAGUACUGGUGCAUAUUACUGGAUGCUAAUCAGCUGGUCACCAGAUGAUGCCCCUGUUCGUCAGAAAAUGUUGUAUGCCUCAACAAAGGCAACUUUGAAACAGGAGUUUGGUAGUGGUCAAAUUAAGGAAGAGUUACAUGGAACAGUCAAGGAUGACAUUACCAUGAGCGGUUUCCUGAAACACAAAAAAAAUGAAAUGGCACCUGCCCCACUCACAUCUCGAGAAGAAGAAUUGGCUGAAUUACGCAGGUCUGAAAGAGGCGUUGCAGCCAGUGUGGGUGUUGAUACGAGACAUCAAACGUUGGGUGGUGUGGCUUUUCCUAUGACAGACUCUGCUCGCCAAGCUGUAAUUGGCAUGGCGGACAAGCUUCACACCUAUGUUCAGCUUAGAAUAGAUUUAGAUGAGGAGCGGAUCCACCUUGUGAGUUCAGGUAAUGUGAGUUUGGAUAAACUCCCGUCCAAAGUUCCUAGCGACAGUGCUCGUUACCAUCUGUUUAAUUUCAAGCACACACAUGAAGGAGACUACAUUGAGUCUGUUGUUUUUAUAUACUCAAUGCCUGGUUAUUCUUGCUCUAUCAAAGAGAGGAUGUUAUACUCCAGCUGCAAGGCUCCAUUGUUGUCUGACAUUGAGCAGAAUAUUGGAUUAGAAAUCACCAAAAAGCUGGAGAUUGACUCGGGUUCAGAACUGACUGAAGAGUUUCUUCAAGAUGAGAUUCAUCCAAAGAAAAAUCUACACAGGCCUAAAUUUGCAAAGCCUAAAGGGCCACCCAAUCGUGGUGCCAAACGUCUCACUAAACCACAAGCAUCUCCAGUGGAGUAGUUGUACCUGGAGCUCAAGUUAUUGUUAUACUUCACAGUAUUUAUAUUGGUGCUGCAAAUCUAUAUGCAUUUUUAUUAUUGUAUUUGAGAAAUUUUUAAUGGAAGAUGUGAAAGAACUUUCUUGUAUACUUAUGUCAUAAUAUUCAUAAAAAUAAAAUCUGUUUUUGGA
This is a messenger RNA of Frankliniella occidentalis (western flower thrips), 1361 nucleotides long. It is a transcript of the gene twf, whose product is annotated as twinfilin. Bases 144 to 1193 code for a protein of 349 amino acids. Gene Ontology annotation, cellular component: actin filament; myofibril; cytoplasm. Gene Ontology annotation, biological process: regulation of lamellipodium assembly; barbed-end actin filament capping; positive regulation of neuron projection development. The transcript is spliced from 8 exons. Gene Ontology annotation, molecular function: actin monomer binding; actin filament binding. The record is from RefSeq and is a predicted model, not a curated record. NCBI's taxonomy places the organism in Eukaryota, Metazoa, Arthropoda, Insecta, Thysanoptera, Thripidae.